Molecule: messenger RNA, 1613 nt
Organism: Cyprinus carpio (common carp)
Lineage: Eukaryota; Metazoa; Chordata; Actinopteri; Cypriniformes; Cyprinidae
Product: glutaredoxin 3-like
Exons: 12
Coding region: 132-1181 (349 amino acids)
Source: RefSeq, a predicted model, not a curated record
AAAAUACUCCGUAUUUGAUUAAUGCGUUAUACCAAGUCUGAAAUUCUGAAUCGUGUAAGGUAGAAGAAGAAUAUUCAAAUGAAAGAUUCAGGUUAUUUGUUUCCACGUACUGUAAAUCUCACCUCAGAAAGAUGGAAGAAAGCAAAAAAGUACGGUGUCCUGAUGGAGGGCUCGAGGAUCGCUUAGUAAUGUCUGGCAGCAUGGCGAACCUCACGGACGCGACAUCCCUGCAGCAGUUCGAGGAAUUAUUAAAAAAUAACAGCAAGUCCCUCACCGUUGUCCAUUUCCAUGCAGCAUGGGCUCCGCAGUGUUCGCAGAUGAACGAUGUGAUGGCAGAAUUAGCCAAAGAGCACAAACACACCAUGUUUGUGAAGCUGGAGGCAGAGGCAGUCCCGGAGGUUUCUGAGAAGUAUGAGAUCACUUCAGUUCCCACCUUCCUCUUCUUCAAGGGCGGUGAGAAGAUUGACAGGUUGGAUGGUGCGCAUGCCCCUGAGCUGACCAAUAAGGUGCAGCGGCUGGGGUCCGGUGGGGGCGGGGCUGCCAGGGCGGGGGACGUCCGUAAAGAGGAUCUCAACGAGAGACUGAAGAGGCUGAUCAACGCCGCACCCUGCAUGCUCUUCAUGAAGGGAUCGCCCCAGGAGCCUCGCUGUGGUUUUAGUCGUCAGAUUGUUCAGAUUUUGAAGGACCACGAUGUACAGUACAGCAGUUUUGACAUCCUCUCAGAUGAAGAGGUCAGACAGGGACUCAAGACCUACUCCAACUGGCCCACUUUUCCCCAAGUGUACGUCAACGGAGAGCUCAUCGGAGGACUUGACAUCGUAAAGGAGCUGGUCGAGUCUGGUGAACUUGAGAAUACUUUCCCCAAGACCGUCUCACUGGAAAGCAGGCUGAAAACUCUAAUCAAUAAAUCACCCAUCAUGCUCUUCAUGAAAGGCAAUAAAGAGACUGCCAAAUGUGGAUUCAGCCGUCAGAUACUUGAAAUAAUGAACAGCACGGGAGUUGAAUACAAUACGUUUGACAUAUUAGAAGAUGAAGAGGUUAGGCAAGGACUCAAGACAUACUCCAACUGGCCGACGUUCCCACAGCUGUACGUUAAAGGGGAUCUGAUCGGAGGACUGGACAUAGUCAAGGAGCUGAAAGAGAAUGGUGAGCUGACAUCUGUGUUGAAAGGAGAAAACUAAACCACUUCAGCACUGAAGAACAUGUGGAUCACAUCGCUGAUAUGCCUGUAACCUGCUCAGUUAACUUCAGGAAUGGAGGACUCGAAUUAGACUUAUUCCAUCCAAGUUAGCAUUUUAUUAGGAAAUUACUAAUUUUCAAAUUCAAUGUUGGUCCUAUGAUAUAAAUCCAAGAAAGCUAAAUGUGUUCUAAUUUGUUUUUGUUGCAUUGACAUAUUUUAGAUCUUGUUCAUACCUGGUAUUUUACAUCAGUCUCUGGUAAUCUGAUUACAAGUGGUCAAUCAAGAGUUUAAAAUGUACACUGGGUAUUGAUGUGUCUUAAAUAUGUCUGCUGUGACCAAAAAUUUUUGCCCAAUCAAAUAUUUUAGAAUGAGAAUGUCCAUCCCAUUGCAGCCAAUUUCAAUAAAUAUGACAUUGGACAAAAUAUAAGACUUA